Molecule: messenger RNA, 1449 nt
Organism: Rhipicephalus microplus (southern cattle tick)
Lineage: Eukaryota; Metazoa; Arthropoda; Arachnida; Ixodida; Ixodidae
Molecular function (GO): nucleic acid binding; ATP binding
Source: RefSeq, a predicted model, not a curated record
AUGGGCACCUGGUGGGACAAACUGUGCGCAAGCGACAUGUUUAAAUACAUGCCAGAAGAUGAGACUGCGGACUUAAGACAAAGGGGAGCUGAAUAUAAGUCCUGUCUCACGAGCGAUGCAGUGAGCUACAUCGCACCGACACCAAUGAGCCUGCAUCGUUUACGUCCACUCAGUAUAUACCAGGACGAAUCAUCGAAGUGGUCCGCAGCUGAUGUGAAAGCUUACAGGAUAGCAAAUGAAAUAACAGUUACCGGACGUGCCGUACCCAAGCCAAUCUCACGACUUGCCGAGGUUGACAUUCCGGAUCACGUGACUGAAGGAGCUGAGGCACUAGACUACUGUCCACUCACAGCCGUGCAGUCUCAGUGCUGGCCCAUCGCUCUCGCAGGAAGAGACCUUCUCGCCGUCAUAUACGGUCAAUCGGGAGAAAACUCCCGUUCUUACCUGAUUCCAGCCAUCGUCCACGUCAUCUCACAACCAACUCCUCAGCCUGUCAAUGGUCCCUGCGUGCUCGUUUUAGUCCCGACUCGUCAAUCAUCUGUGCAAGUCCACCGACAGGUGACGGAUUUUGAGAAAUACGCCACUGUCCACAGCCUGUGCCUCUGCUCUGGAGACUGGAAGGAACGACAGUUGAAGAGGCUCAGCAAGGCGAGUUUCCAGAUAUGGAUCGCUACUCCCAGCCGGCUUCUAUCUUUCAUCGAAAACGGCAAGGUAAGCCUCACUAGCACCUGUACGUUCCUGGUGCUGGACGAAGUAGAUACAAUGCUAGCCGUGGGUUUCGAGAAGAAGCUUCGCACCAUCGCUUCACUUGUGGGACCGACGCGCCAGACGCUGAUGUUCACUGCGUCUAGACCAACAGCGCUUAUUCAUAUCGCGGAAGACUUGCUAGAAGACUACGUUCAAGUCGGUUUUGGGCAGAGCAAGAUAGUUGAGAAUGUCGAGCAUUUCGUGGUCUUCUGCGAGAAGACUGAAAAAAUGAAGCGGCUCGUUGCCCUCCUUGACGACGUUGUGAAUGAGAAAGACGACAAGGUGAUCGUUUUUGCUGGAAAUAAACGGUCAGUGGAAGAAAUUGUGUCAGAACUGCGUCUCCGGGGCCGGUUAGCCAUGAGCAUUCAUGGCACGAAGUCGCGAUUAGAACGAGAGUGGGCCUUGGAUGGACUUAGGUCGGGAGUGGCGAGUGUUCUCGUUAUGACGGAUGUUAUGACGCAGCGUGUGGUUGACGUCGGUGCCGUGCACUGCAUCGUCAACUACGAAAACCCGGCCAGCGGAGAUGUCUACGCGUCCAGAGUGAGCUACGCGUCUCGCUGCCAAAGUUCGGGGAGCGUGUACACGUUUCUGGCACCAGAUGACACUCGCAACGCCAGGGAGCUCAUCUCUUACCUGGUGGAUGCCGGGAAAGAAGUUCACCCUCGUCUUCGUGCUAUUGCCAAAGGCACACCGUUUUAUUGA